AUGCUUCAUGAUCGGCAGCAGCACGUCGACAAGGUGCCAGACCCGCGAAAUGUCGUGCUAGACAUGCAGACGGCGGAAGAAGAAAUGCGACCGGCGACGGCCCGUCUGUACGCUGAGAGAAACUGCCUCAAGGCUACUGUUGGUAUUGACGAGGAGUCUACGACCGUGUCAAGGAUUACUGGAGCACAUCCCAGCCGGCCGGAGCCGGCAGUCGAGGCUAUUCUGGACGCGCUGACCCUCGAGGACAUGAAGAUGGACUUUACCACCCUCUACCUCGAUCACCACAGCCGCGCCCUCUUCCACACCGCCAUGAGCCUGUCCACCUACUUCCUCGCCCACAACGUCUGGGAUGUCCUGGCCGGCCGCAUGGACGCCGCUGUGCAUGCAGUCCAGGCCGACAUCACCGCUCUGGCUGUUAGUGCGGCCACACCACCGGCAGACCCGGUUAUCCGCGAAAGAUGCAUGGCUCUGGAGAGUCAGGAGCAAGCCUUCUGCGAUCUCUUCGAAGCUGCGGGCUCCCUUCAGGCCUUUGGAGGGCCGGGGAUAACGCUGCGUAUCAUGCAGAAUGUGCGGAAGAUUCGUAAAACCUGA
Messenger RNA from Grosmannia clavigera kw1407, 591 nucleotides. RefSeq lists its product as uncharacterized. The record is from RefSeq and is a predicted model, not a curated record. NCBI's taxonomy places the organism in Eukaryota, Fungi, Ascomycota, Sordariomycetes, Ophiostomatales, Ophiostomataceae. The transcript has 4 exons. The coding region runs from base 1 to 591 and encodes 196 amino acids.